This is a messenger RNA of Funneliformis caledonium, 237 nucleotides long. Lineage: Eukaryota; Fungi; Glomeromycota; Glomeromycetes; Glomerales; Glomeraceae. The record is from the annotation of a GenBank genome assembly.
AUGUCAAGUCUAUCUCAAAAACCAAAUUCAAAUUUAGAAUUUGACGAAGCAACACAAAAAGAAUUAGGAAAGUUUUUGGAAAGUGAAAAUGCACGUAUGAGAAUACAAUCAUCAAUUCAUACAUUUACAGAUUUAUGCUGGGAUAAAUGUAUCAAUAAAAUCAGUAAUAAGAUUGAUCGUAGUGAAGAAGUGUGCUUAACUAAUUGUGUUGAAAGAUUUUUGGAUACUAGUGGGUAG